AGGUUCAAGAUGGCGAAAGCGGGUUUGACGUUUUUGACAGUUGCAAUAAAAUCGAAAAAAAACGGACUUUGAUGGAUUUUCUAAUGAUGUGACAAUUUGUCAUGACAUUUACAUCGGAAUCCAAGAUUUCAUUGUCGAGCAAUAAUGUUUCAGAGCGUACGAUACGUUUUAUUGCAGUUUUGCGCAACUAGCCUCCUCGGAGUUGUCUCGUGUACCGGUGACAGACUCGUCGAUAAUAGUAAAAACAACGUGAUUCGCGCAUCUUUCGAUAAUUUGACUCACGCCAUCAUAGGCGGUCUCAGUUGGAUUUUGGUGUUAAUAUUGUCGAAAAAAUCCGUGUUUCCAAACAUUUACAGUGUUAUUUAUUGCACAGCUAUAUCGUCUCUCAUCGAUUUGGACCAUUUCAUAGCAGCCGCGAGUUUGAAACUACGAGAUGCAACGCAUUUGGACAGGAGACCGUUUCUGCACAAUACAACAAUACCGUUGGUGCUCUGGAUCGUACUGAUGCUUUCUUCAAGGUCAUUCAAUUCACCGGGUCUUAAUAACUUCGCGUGGAUCGUUCUUACCAGUUUUUUAAGUCACCAUAUUCGUGACGGUAGUCGACGAGGUUUAUGGUUUGCACCGUUUGGCUCAACGCCUCCGAUACCUUAUUAUUUGUACGUAGCAUUUAGUAUGGGCUUACCUUAUAUCAUUUAUUGGUUAAUGUUUCUAAUCGGAGCGCCGAUAAUCAAAGAUCGAAAUUAUCAACCUUUGAAUAUAGUUUGAAAUAAAUACAACACCUAUUAUUGCA
This is a messenger RNA of Venturia canescens, 790 nucleotides long. RefSeq names its product transmembrane protein 267. The transcript has 2 exons. The coding region runs from base 145 to 765 and encodes 206 amino acids. The record is from RefSeq and is a predicted model, not a curated record. NCBI's taxonomy places the organism in Eukaryota, Metazoa, Arthropoda, Insecta, Hymenoptera, Ichneumonidae.